AUGCAAUCUAUUCUUGUAUCGAUCAGUGUAAAAAGUCGUCGGGAACAAUGCCUCGAUGUGCUGCUCCCUUUCUGCGUGGGUAUGGCCAGAAAAUGGCGAGCGCCGGUCGGUCGACUGACUAACUGACGCUGCCUACUGGAAGACGCUUACGGGAAAACUACGUCAAUCAAUCGGGAACGUUCUACGGUACGACGACCGGUUCUGGUUCUGCUGCGCGUGGCGCCGUCUCAAAUUGCGGUCGACACUUAUCGGCAAAGCGAUUCUAACGAAGGGAACGGAAGACGUCUAACGCUUUUCGAUUAG
Haemonchus placei is the source of this 303-nucleotide messenger RNA. The record is from the annotation of a GenBank genome assembly. Lineage: Eukaryota; Metazoa; Nematoda; Chromadorea; Rhabditida; Trichostrongylidae.